CCCCCCUUUGAAAUCUCCCAUAACAUAUUCACUCUUUUUUUUGCUCUCAUUAAUAUAAGGUAUAAACUCUCUCCCCAUAUUUUUCCUCAUAACCAAAAAUAUUCAAUUAUACAAAACUUUCAGCUCCCUCUUUUGUCAUAAAAUGGAAGCAACACAUUUUUUAGGAAGCAGGGGCUCUAGUCUAUUGUCAACCUUGCCUCAUCGGAGACAUAAACACAAUAAGCAUAAACAAUCUUCUCUCCUCGUCGUCGCGGUUCUUACCCCUCCGGCCACGGAAAAAACCAGUUUUAUUCCGGCUGAUAAUUCCAUGUCCGGAGUAGGAAAAAACACCACUGCAAUAUACAAUGAUAGCUGGUUUGAUCGGAUUGCCAUUGACUAUCUUUCCAAGAGUGUUCAAUCAGCAACAGGGUUGAUGAAUAGGAAGAGUGGGUAUGAAAGCUUGGUAGAGGCGGCUAGUAUGGCAGCUAGGAAUUUCGGUCCAUUGAAACAGCAUGAAGUUGUUAUACAAGCUCUAGAGAAAGCCUUCCCGAGACCGAUACUGUCACUGAUAAAAAUGUUACUUCCACAGUCUAAAUUCGCAAGGGAAUACUUCGCUAUUUUCACCACCUUGUUUUUUGCGUGGUUGGUCGGACCCUGCGAGGUCCGAGAGUCGGAGCUGAAUGGAAGAAGAGAAAAAAAUGUGGUCCGCAUAAAGAAAUGCAGGUUUCUAGAGCAAACCAAUUGUGUGGGAAUGUGCAACAAUCUCUGUAAAAUACCAUCACAGACCUUCAUCAAGGAAUCUUUAGGAAUGCCAGUUUACAUGGUUCCAAACUUUGAGGAUAUGAGCUGCGAGAUGAUAUUUGGCCAGGAGGCUCCAGCAUCAAAAGAUGAUCCUGCACUCAACCAACCAUGCUAUAAACUAUGUAAUAAUUCAAACUCAACUUGUUCAAAAUAUCUUAGUCUUGCAUGUUACGAAAGUCAGACAAACAGAACCUUUUAG
This is a messenger RNA of Ziziphus jujuba (common jujube), 979 nucleotides long. RefSeq names its product beta-carotene isomerase D27, chloroplastic. The record is from RefSeq and is a predicted model, not a curated record. Bases 143 to 979 code for a protein of 278 amino acids. The transcript has 6 exons. Gene Ontology annotation, molecular function: iron ion binding. Lineage: Eukaryota; Viridiplantae; Streptophyta; Magnoliopsida; Rosales; Rhamnaceae.